AUGAACAACGAAACGCAACCUCGGCGCUCCAGCUUCGGAAUGUUGCUUCGACGAACCAAGAGCAGCGACCUGGCCAAAGGUGGCAGGAAGGCCCAGGCCCAGGCCCUUAAGGAGGCUGAGCUGGAACGCCAGCGUCAAGCUGCAUCCCGCGCGCCGCCCAAGCUGCCCGAAUUUGCCAACAACUCGGAGCAGUUAUCCAAAGCCUUUCCCCAGGAAUUGCAGCAAUCCGAUCGUGCCUACAGUCUAUCCAACUCUGCAGCUUCCGGCGGUUGCUACGCUCGUGCCUCGACCGAGCCUCGCCGCUACGUCCACCCCGCGGUUUCUCCAGUGCCUCCCGUUCCGAAAAUGCCCAGCCAUGUCGCCGAUCCGUACGCGAGAACCGAAAGCAUGACGCACCGUAGUCGCUACAGCUAUGCCAGCAGCGCCAUCAGCUCCAUCAACAGCCCUAGAAGGGUUCGCAGAAGAAAGGAUCCUACCCCGUUCAACAUUCUCGUGGUUGGAACUAGUGGAGCCGGCAAGACAUCGUUUCUCGAAUUUUUAAAGACAUCCCUGGCUCUACCUGCCGCUAAACGGCCCAGAAAGGCGGACGAGGCUGUCUUUCCGGUUUCGGCCCCAGCGUCCGGGAAUUUUGUGCCGCAUUUUAUGGAAACGGAAAUAGAUAAUGAACGCAUCGGCUUGACCUUGUGGGACUCGGAGGGCCUCGAAAGAAACCUGGUGGAUCUCCAGCUCAGGGAGCUCACGGCUUUCCUCGAGAGCAAGUUUGAGGAGACUUUUACAGAAGAGAUGAAGGUGGUGCGCUCCCCGGGUGUUCAAGAUACUCACAUACAUGCCGUCUUCCUGGUCCUGGACCCAUCUCGGCUGGACCGCAAUCUUUCUGCAUCUCGCAACAGGGCAACCGGCCAUCAAGGCGCUGCAUCUCGUGCUUUCGGCGCCCUUGACGAAGAUCUCGAUCUUCAAGUCUUGCGAAGCCUCGACCGCAAAACCACUGUUGUUCCCGUCAUUGCAAAAGCCGACACCAUCACGACGAAGCACAUGAAUGUCUUGAAAAAAUCCGUCUGGAACAGUAUCAAACAAGCCAACCUCGACCCCCUUGAGGCCCUAGGAUUGGAUGAAGAUACCGACAGCACCGGCAACCGCAUCGAUGAAGAGGGGGAGGAGCAAGGCGAGCAAGGUGAGGAGACGGAAUCUUUGGACGGCUGCGGAUCCAAUCAGCCAAGCUCCUCCCCGCCAGCGUCUCCAAACUCUAGGCGACUGUCGAGCCAAUCGAUGCGCCAGCGCACGGCUCAAGACGACGCAAAAGAAGACGAGGUUCCUUUCCUUCCUCUUUCCAUCAUCAGCCCGGACUUGUACGAACCCCACGUCAUCGGACGUCAAUUUCCCUGGGGAUUUGCCGAUCCUUACAACGAAAAGCACUGUGACUUUACACGAUUGAAGGAGGCUGUCUUCUCGGAAUGGCGCGGCGAGCUGCGGGAAGCCAGCCGCGAGCAAUGCUACGAAGGCUGGAGGGCCAACCGUCUGAAGAUACGGAACGCGCCCUAUCGACGUUGA
Molecule: messenger RNA, 1548 nt
Organism: Ustilaginoidea virens
Lineage: Eukaryota; Fungi; Ascomycota; Sordariomycetes; Hypocreales; Clavicipitaceae
Exons: 2
Coding region: 1-1548 (515 amino acids)
Biological process (GO): cytoskeleton-dependent cytokinesis
Cellular component (GO): septin complex; microtubule cytoskeleton; septin ring
Molecular function (GO): GTP binding; molecular adaptor activity; GTPase activity
Source: RefSeq, a predicted model, not a curated record